Molecule: messenger RNA, 4060 nt
Organism: Condylostylus longicornis
Lineage: Eukaryota; Metazoa; Arthropoda; Insecta; Diptera; Dolichopodidae
Exons: 8
Coding region: 90-3566 (1158 amino acids)
Source: RefSeq, a predicted model, not a curated record
AUUAUUACAAAAAAUCAUUACAAAACAUUAAAAGUACAAUUUAAUUAAAACUAAUAAUUUAUAGUGAAUAUAAUAAUAAAAAUGAAAAUAUGGAUAUCAAAAAUAAUGAAAAUAUACCAAAAGAUACUCUGACCCCAUCACAGCAAAUUGAAUCUCCAGAAAACCCAGACUUAAUUAUUGCUGAAAUUCCAAAUAGUAGUUCAAAUAUAUUAAGAAAUAAUUCAAAUACUGGCAUUGCUGAUAUGAAAUUAAGGUCUACAGACGAAAAAAUCCAGAAAGAAGUUGAAGAAGGCUCGAAUUUUAAAAUGGAAAAAUUAAUUGUUAUAGGAUUAAAUUCUACUUAUAGUAAAGAAGAUGAAAAUUUUACUAAAUCGGAAAAUUUAACUCAAACAAUUGAAAAUCUUAGUCUUAAAAUUGAUGAACCAAAUAAUGAUCAAAUUCCAAAUGAAAUUAAUGGUCCACAUGAUGAAAUAUCAAAACAAAUUCCAAAAGAAUCAAAAAUGGAUUUAACUGCUAAGGAAAUCCUUAGUAAUGACUUACCAGAUGGAAAUUUAAUUAAUAAAAUUAAAAUAAAUGAAAAUAUUGAAAAUUCUUCUAAUUAUAAAUCAAUAUCAACCGACAUUGAUCCUAAAGUUAUGCAAUAUUUAAAAAAUAUUCCACCUACAAAACUUGAAAUUAUUAAAAAUAAUGAAGAAAUUUCAAGUUUUUCUGAUUCCAAUAUUGAAAUUCCAUUAAAAAAAUCUACAACCAAAUUAGCAUUACCAUCAUCAUCACAAAUUAAAGCUGGUGUUAAAAAAUCAUAUAGUUGUAUUGGUAAAUUUAAUCAGGAACCAAUUGAUAAAGAUGAUUUUUAUUAUAAAGUUGUUGAUAAAAAAUUAAUUAAAGAAAAUAAAAAAUUAAAUGAUGAUACAAGUGCAAAUGAAAGUUGUAAUAGUGAUAGUCAAUCAUCAUCAAAUUCAUCAUCAUCACCAAAAUUAUUACGUGACAAAACAAUGCAAUCUAGUAUUAGACCAAAAUCAACACCAGCUUCAUCUUCUACACAAAUUAAUUCAAUAUUAACACCGGGAACGGAAAAGAAAUUAAUUUCAAAUGCUAGUACAAGUACUACUGGUGGUGGUAGUAAUGGUGGUGGCAGCAAUAGUAGCGGUGCACCAAUUAUGAAACGUGAAUCAUUCAUUAGACAAAGUUUUAAUCGUUUAUUCCGUAAGAGUAGUAGUGCAAGUGCUAACAGUAAUAAUUUAAGUACAUCAUCAAAUAGUAGUAAUAGUAGUUGUAAUAGUGAAAAAAUUAAUAAUACAAAUAGUGUAGAGAAAUUUUUUAAUAGUGUAAUGGGUAAUAAUGAUAGUAGUGGCAGUGGCAGUAGCAGUAGCGGUGGCGGUAACAAUACUACCGUUAAUAAUAAUAAUAAAAAAGAUAAAACAAAAGCAAAUCAUAAUUCAAAACAAAGUGAUUUUAUUGAUGAUUUUGAAGAAAUUUUAAAUAAUUUAAAAAAUGAUAAUAUAAAUUCAUCAAACAAUAAUAAUAAUGAAAAUAAUAUGAAAUUUUUAAAACCAUCAUUAACAAUAUUUAAAGAUUAUUAUUAUGAUAAUAAAACUGGUAUACGAAUUUUAAUUGAAAAAGUACCAUCUGAAAGUGAUUUAACAAAAUUAAAAGAAAAUUCUAAUUCAACAUUAAAAGAACAAAUUUUAGGUGUUCGAAAAAAUCAUAGUUUUAAUUUACAUAAAAAAAGAUCAACAAAUAACGUUAAUAUUGGAAUACGUUCUACAACAGACUCUCCGAUGGCACCACUUCAAGGACAAUCAGAGACAAAUGGUCAAAGUAUAAUUAAUUUGAGUACAUUAAAUAAAAAUCAUAAUCAUUAUCAGAGCAGUAAUAAUUUAAAUCAAAAUAAUAAUAGUAAUAAUUUAAUAUAUAAUAAUAACAAUAAUAAUAAUAAUAAUAAUAAUAGUAAUAAUAAUAAUUUUAAUACAAAUAAUAAUAAUUUAAACAACGGCACCAGUUUAAAAGCAGACUCAAAAUUCCAAAGGCAAUUAUCAUCUUCACCAAUUAUUGCAUCAUCAUCUGAAAUAAGUAGACAGAUAACAGUAAUCACGCCGACAUCAUCAACAUCAGGCAGUGGAAGUGGACAACAACAAACACAAUCAACACAAAAUUAUCAACAGCAACAGAGUCAAGAGAGAUCAGGACGAAGCAUUAGUCCACAUCCAAUAAAAUCACAAUCAACAUCAUCUGUAUUAAGUGUUAUAAACGAUACGAAAAGUAAUACUAGCGUGACAACAUCUAAAAAUGAGAUUCCAGAAAAGGAAAAGAAGAGAAAAGAACUUAGCAGUUCAAGAAAGAAAAAAUUUCACCGACAUUUUCAACAAGUUUCUAAAGAUGAAAGAAUUCUCAAUUAUUUUUCAUGUGCGCUAGUCAGUGAUAUUUUGCUUCAAGGACAUUUAUAUAUUACAGAAAAUUAUUUUGCAUUUUAUUCAAAUGUUUUCGGUUUUGUAACUAAGUUGCUCAUUCCAACAUCAUCUGUUAUGAAAAUUUCAAAAGAAAAAACAGCUAAAAUUAUACCAAAUGCUGUUGGUGUUACAACAUAUGAUGAACGUCAUGUUUUUGGUAGUUUUAUGAGUCGUGAAGCUGCAUAUAGAUUAAUGUGUAGUGUAUGCCCACCAUUAGAAGCAGCUGAAAAUAUAAUUAUAAGUCCAAAAGUUCCUGAUGCUGAAAUAUGUGAAGAAUAUUCUGUUGAAGAUGAUUCAAGUUGUUCAAUUAGUGGUAAUGAAAGUCCAGCAUUAUUAAAAGCUGGUGAUAGCGGUGGUAAUUGUGGUAAUACAACAACAGCUUCAUCUGAUGCUAGUCAUACAUUAAGACAUCGUCCAAUAUCAGCUUCAACAAAUAAUGUUACAUUAAAUGAUACAAGAACUGAUAGUGAUCUAUUAAAUAUUGAUAAUGGUGGAGAAAAUAAAAUUCAAUUAAUAAUAGGUGCUGGCACUCCAAUUAAAGUAUUAAAACCAAAUCAAUCACUUCCAAUUAUGACAGCAGCAACAUCAACAUCAAUCGGAUAUCCUUUAACACCAGAAAAAUCUGUAUCAUCAACAUCAUGUUCAGGCGGUUCAUCAUUCAGAAAUGUUAAAGAUAAAUUAAUUAGCUUAAUACAUUUCAAAUUUCCAACAGAAGUGCAUGUUGUUUAUAUAGGAAUAUUUUUAGCUGUUAUGUUAACAAUAUUUUCGUUAUUCCUUAUGUUUAGGAUAUUAGAUAUUGAGGCCAAAGCUAGUUAUAGAUCAACAAUAGAUAUAAGUAAUAAAUGGUCUUCAAGUGAUGAUGAUAAUAAUGAUAAUAUUUAUGCAGAAGCACUUAAAUGGCAAAAAGAAUUACAAGUAAAAAGCACUGAAGAAGCUCAAAGUAUUCUUAGUAACAAUUUAGAGCUAAUUGCACGUGUCCGAAAAAGUUUGAAAGCUCUCUCAAUGUUAAUUAACGAUCGUCAUACAUCAUCAUCAUCACCAUCACCACCAGGAUUUUCAAAUAUGGGUUAUGAUACUACUAAUGAUGAAUCAAUUGAUGAUCAUAUUGCCUCAUCAUAAAUUUUCUUUUUCUCAUCUCUUAUUUCAAGUAUAGUGUAAUAAUUUAGAAAAGAUGAAGAGGAAAAAAUUCAUCGGCAUGUUACAUAAAAUAUGUAUAUGUAGAUGUCAGUUAUAAUUGAAACAUUGGCAUAAUAUUAAAUACAAAAAAUACAAAUUUUUUAAAAAAAUUUUAAACCAAUGUUUUAAACUGAUAGCAAGUAACAAAGAAAAUAAUUUAUUGAAAGUUUUGAAUUCAAUAGAAUUAUUAUGAAAGUCUAAUAUACAAUUAAAUAUUUAAAAUAAAAAUAGAAAAUUUUUAGAUAUAAAAAUGAGGAAAAGAAAUUAAUUUGUUGAAGAAAAAAAAAAAAGAUGAAAACAUCAAAUGAAAAAUGUCCAGAAAUUUUUUUUUGCUAUUGGAGUGAUAAAAAUUAUAAAGAGCUAUUAAGGCUAAUAAAUGAAGAAAAAAUUUACAGUCAGAAAACAAAAUAACAAAAUUUUCUUAAAAAAAAUACAAU